AAGAUGUCCCACUGCAACUUUUCUCGUCAAGAUGAAGACACUGUGUCUGCUUUUUCUUUUACAUGCAAGUCUUCAGCUUCAGUGUGACAAAAAGAAGAUCACAGCAUAUAUUGGAGGUGAAUUCAUCCUGAUCUGCAAGUAUGCCAACGAGUUCCUGUACAGCAAGAAGUACUGGUGUCGAGGAGAUACCAGAAACGCUUGUGAGAUUUUGAUGGAUUCAGAGAGCAAAAACAAACACAGGUCUCUUAUAGUGGAUGCAGGAAGAAAAGGACUGUUUGUGAAAGUCACAAAUCUCCAGUUUGAUGACAGUGGAGUGUACUGGGUUGGGAUUGACAAAAUCUUUGCUGACAUCAUGACUUCAGUUACCGUGGUUAUCACUGACGUUCCAGUAUCUAAACCCAGGCUUUGGCCUUUGAGCUCUCUGGCGGACAGGUCGACAUGUUGGGGGAAGUCAGUGACUGUGCGCUGUGGAAGCAAAAGGGGCACUGGCAUUCGUUACGUCUGGUACCUCGAGGACCUCCUGCUGUGCCACUCGUCAGACUUGAGCCUCGAUUGCAGCUCGGUGGAAAAAGACAAUGACUAUUACUGUGUUGCCAGUAAUGACAUUAGCAGUGAGAAGAGUGAUCUCAUCUCUGUGGAGGUUCUGAUGCCUGCAGACGACAGCUGCAUCUAUGUGGUUAAGAUUCAGGGCCAACCUAUUUAUGACUGCGCAGACAGAAUGAGGACAACCACAGUCCAACCAACACCUCUGCAAACCUGCCAAGCCACCAAGAACAUCCGCUCUGACACACGAAACCAGUCUCUACAGCUCAAUAAAACUGAUCACAGUCUGUUUUUCAGCAGGACAUGGAGUGGGCUGCCACUCUGGUAUUCAUUGCUGCGCUGGAGUUAUUUUGCGUCCCUGCUGGUAAUUCUGUGCAUAAUUCUUAAAUGUACAAAAACAAGAACCGAAAAAUAUGCCAAGAGGAGGAAGAAGGUUCGUUGCAGGCAGAAUCGUCAUUUGCCUCAGUGACCUGUGUUUCACAGUGGUAGUUCUUUGGAAGGUGUCAGUGUUUGUGAUGUUGGUUUUGUGGUUUUAUUGCCCCAUGCAAUAUUUAUCAAAAUGAUCAUCACUGCAAUUUCUUUAAAGUUAUAGA
This is a messenger RNA of Stegastes partitus (bicolor damselfish), 1136 nucleotides long. RefSeq lists its product as uncharacterized. Bases 32 to 1012 code for a protein of 326 amino acids. The record is from RefSeq and is a predicted model, not a curated record. The transcript has 5 exons. Gene Ontology annotation, cellular component: plasma membrane. Gene Ontology annotation, molecular function: transmembrane signaling receptor activity. Lineage: Eukaryota; Metazoa; Chordata; Actinopteri; Pomacentridae.